UUCUUUUUAUUUCUUUUUUAUUUGAUCUCUAGAGAUCAAUUUUGUGGAGCAGCCAAUGCGGACAUGUUUUUGAAAAUCAAAUAUGGAAGGAAACCCUGGACGUACAUUUCUUUGUACCAUAACGAGUUGUUGAGCGUGUUUAAUACCUUGCGAUCUACAGGGCAGAUGAUGUUAAAGUCAUCUGUUUCUGUGGCCCAUGGUUAACGAGGGUGUCGUGCGGCCAGCACAACAACCAAUCACCUUUACUUUUCCUCAUGCAAUGUCAGCUCAAGUAACAAUGAGCUGUUUUUUUUUUUUUAAUUCAACAGUCUAUUAGAAAUUUAGAGCUUCUCAUAAACCUCUUCUCAUGGAGUUACAAGAAUUAGAGCCUAAUGACAUCGUUAUACAUCUUAUUAAUCCAUACAAGUGUGGAGACUGUGGAUCAGAAUUCUGUGAGAGAUCUGUCUUUUUAGAACACCUGACUGAGCAUUUAGAGAAGCUGAAAUGUGAUUCUCCGUGCCAUCAAAUAGUCUGCUUUACAAAUCUGGUAGAACAUCAGCCAAAUGGCAUCACUAUCACCAGAGAUAUCUUACAGAUAAAUGAGCAACAGGUAUUCGAACUUCAAGAAUCUUCCCGGGACUACAGCAAUUUGACACCAUUGAAAACCUUAGAACGGGCUGGCAUUUUAAACUUACCCCCUCCACGACAAACUCACUCAUCGCCUGCUAUAGCUGAUCACAGGGAGAAAGCAGUUAUUCUUACAGUUGAAGAAAAUAGUACCCAAUUCAGAAGAAAGAAAAUAUCCUUGCUAGGAAAUCCUCAGCCCAUGUCCCAAGUAGAUGAAUCCAUACACUUGGAAGUUGAUGUAAAGUAUAAUAAUGCUCAAGUCUGUGUUGAGGGAGGGAGCAUUCCAACUAACUUGGUCAGUGUUCAACAAGUAUUUUUAGAUAGCAAGGUUAAGGAAGAGAUCAACAUUGUGAUGGAAGGAUCUUCUCAGAAUGAGACAACAUCAAUUUUAAUGGAAGGUGAAAGAGGAGAUUUUGUUGAACCUAAUUCAGUUUUCAGUGUGCAAUAUAGAAAGAAGUAUGUGUCAUGUCCCAUAUGUUUCAAUCUGUUUUCAACUAGUAGUGCUUUGGAAAGGCAUCAGGUAAUGCACUCUAAUGCAAAGCUGUACCCUUGCAUGAAGUGUUUCAAGCAGUUUAAUGAUGCCAGCUCCAUGAGGAAACAUAUGCUCAUUCAUAGGAGACAGCAUCGUUGUCCCAUAUGUCACAAAAUGUUCCUACAGAGGUCUCAGCUGUCCAUUCACAUGAAACAACACAGCAAGAGGAGGUUCAUUCAGUUUGGGAGUAGCUUCCAUGAGGUAAAGGUUGAAGUAACCCGAACUGAAACAGGCCAGCAGAUUCAAGAGUACAGUUUGCUCAUUCUCUUGUCUGAAGAAGAAUUGAAAAAAGUAAACAUGCAACCUUCUGGACCAUACAAUGAAAUUGCUGAAAAGUCCAUAGACUCUUAUAAUAUUGUCCACUCUGAAAGUACAGAAUCUCCUAUUGCUGAUAUUACAUCAACAAAGGCAGUUCUACAGUCAGAGAUUAUGGAAGAAAAUACAACACAGCUCCAAAACAAUGGAGAACAAAAGAAAAAAAUAAUAUACAAGUGCGGUCAUUGCAAAAGAUUGAUAUUCACCCGCCCUACUCUCUCCAGACAUUUGAUUAAACACACAAACACAAGACCCUUUCAUUGUGACAUUUGCUCCAAGACCUUUAGGGACAAAGCAGAUCUGUUUCACCACAAAAAAACUCACACCAAACCAGUCCAGUGUAACACUUGCAAUACAUCUUUCUCAAAGGUUUUGUACCUACAGAACCAUCUACUUAAGGGCUGUCCUGUCUAUGAUAUGGAUGACAGAUUCACAUUGUUGGACAACUUCAAGUGUCAAUGCAAUGUUUGUAAGAAGGUCCUCAAGAAUAAGGCCAACAUACUCAGGCACCUUAGGGUUCAUGCUUUUCAAGAUUCACAGAAAAGAACAAAAAGGGAGAGUACCCCCAUGGGGGAAAAAAAGGAUGGCACAGUCUCAGCAAAUAUAGAGGACCAUUACAGGGGGCUUGAAAACUCUGUUGGAUUUGAGUGUCUCUUAUGUGGUCAAGAGUUUAGGUUUAAGAGUUUUAUGAUAACUCAUGUGAGGAUGCACCUCAACCAGCGACCAUUUAAGUGUGACCAGUGCUCCAAACGGUUCUUUGCUCCUCACAUGUUGAAGAAGCACAUGCAAAACCACACAAGGCCUUAUAAAUGCCCAGUUUGUGACAAAGGUUUCAUUAGGCGUUACCUUAUGAAGGAUCACUAUGUGAAGAGGCAUGAGAGAGAAAGUCAGGAAGAUUCCAUGAAAGACAUCACAGAACUUUUCAAUGAGAAGAAGUUACAGUGUGACAUUUGUGGGAAGACCAUGAAAUCCUACCAGAAAAGCUUAAUGCAGCACCACAUUCGCCAGCAUAAGGAUGUGAGACCCUUUGUUUGUGAACUAUGCCAGAAAGCUUUCACCAGUGACACUGCUCUAAAGAAACAUUCAUUAAACCACACUAGGCCUUAUGCUUGCCAGGUGUGUGGAAAGAGUUUUUCAAGAAGAUAUCUACUGAUAGAUCACUUUAAGAAAAAAUGUAAUGUUAAAUUAAUGGGUAUGGUAAAAUCAUCCAACUCUGAUGCACAAGUAGCUAACAACAAUACUAUCAACAAAGAAGUAAAUGUGACUGUUAAUGCCCCUCCAUCAGAAGAGAAUGCUCCAUUCAAGGCAUCAAUGACUACACUGGUUUGCCCUGUCACAGGCUCCUCCACUUACUUUUGCCAACCUUGCAAUAAAAAGUUUCAUCUUUAUGAUGCCUUGCUACGGCAUGUGAACACUUUUGCAAAGCCUACCCCUUGCAAGUACUGUGCCACUCUAUUUGAAGACAAACACCUGGCAGUGGUUCACCAGCGAUCCUGCCUUGGUGUCCCAAUAGAUCCUGCCCAGAAGUCUUGUAACAAAUCAGGCAACCAGAAAGUCCUUGGUGAGCAACAAGCAAAAGUUAAAAAGAUGAUGAAGGACUUGUCUGAAAAGAUUUGUGAACAAAUAACGGCAUCUCCAGCACAAGAAGAGCAUGCAUUAGUUUCAACACCAGCUAACUAUCAAGUUUCAGAAAACACAGUACCAGAAUCCCUUCCUGUCAAGACUCCUCAGAAUGAAGUUCAGUUAUCACUAGCAGCGAAAGUUCUUCAUGCUCUGAGAGAAGAAGAUGGCAAGUAUAACUGCCCAGAGUGUAAAAAAAGUUUUACAAGCAUUCGUGGCAUGAAGAUCCAUGCUAGCUGCCAUGUCAGGCUGUUCAAAUGUCAGCUAUGUGAUCAAGACUUUACUAACAUCAUGCACAUGAGAGCCCAUGCUCAGACACACAAAGAUGUGUCAGUGGAAGAACCAGUAGAGAACACGUCUGACAAUUAUGAGGACACUAUUUUUGUAGCGGAAGGUCUAAUGCCAAACAGUGACAAUAAGAAUCAGGUCACUGUAACACCCAAACAUCUUACUGCUUUGAGAAAGAAAAAAAAAGUUGAGACAGAUAGUGAUGAUGACAUUAUAUCACAGUCAAAGUUGUCAACCAAAGAUAUCUUAGAAGUGAAUCAGCGACUGAUGUGUUCUGGGACAAGAGGUCGACCCUACAGUUGUAAUCUUUGCAGGAGACGCUUCACAGAGUCAAUUGGUCUAGAAAGUCACAUGCUUCAAAUACAUGGUGUUAAAUCUUGAUAUUGGUAACUUGAAGAUUCUAAGUCAAUUGUACAUAAAUAUUUAUAUAUCAAACAUGUAUAUAUAUAUAUAUAUAUAUAUAUAUAUAUAUAUAUAUAUGUGUGUAUGUAUAUAUAUAUAUAUAUAUAUAAUAAUAAUAAUAAUAAUAAGAAUGUCUUCAAGUCUGAAGAAUAAUGAGGAAUUACUUUGUAUAUCUAGAUAUGUAAGAAUUUCAGGUACUGACAUUAAACCUAUAAUGAGAUUAUUUUUCAAUUGAAAACACUAAUACUGGUAGCUAAGAUGGUGUACAUUUUUUUCUCAAUAUUAUUUUUAGAUGUUUGCUCUUUAUAGACCUAGAUGUUAUCGCUUGAGUGAAUUUGCAUAUUUGUAAUAUUUGAUGUAUAAAAAGACAUUGUACUCGAGUCCAAGUUGAAGGAAGAGUGCAGCAAUCUAAAAUGCAUCCAUUGAAUGAUUUGCAUGAUGAAGUAUUACUUAUGUGAAGGAAAACAAAAAAUACUUUGUAAGAUAUUAGUUUAGGUUUGCUCUAUGAAUGUGUGGAAUAAAUCAAUGCUACUGCCA
Molecule: messenger RNA, 4300 nt
Organism: Biomphalaria glabrata
Lineage: Eukaryota; Metazoa; Mollusca; Gastropoda; Planorbidae
Product: zinc finger protein 616-like
Exons: 5
Coding region: 347-3742 (1131 amino acids)
Biological process (GO): regulation of DNA-templated transcription
Molecular function (GO): DNA-binding transcription factor activity, RNA polymerase II-specific; RNA polymerase II cis-regulatory region sequence-specific DNA binding
Source: RefSeq, a predicted model, not a curated record